This is a messenger RNA of Saccharomycopsis crataegensis, 1110 nucleotides long. It is a transcript of the gene BUG1, whose product is annotated as Bug1p. Lineage: Eukaryota; Fungi; Ascomycota; Saccharomycetes; Ascoideales; Saccharomycopsidaceae. The transcript has 2 exons. Bases 1 to 1110 code for a protein of 369 amino acids. The record is from RefSeq and is a predicted model, not a curated record.
AUGUCAGAAGAAAAAGCUACCACACCAGAGGUUUCCAAAGACCCAGAAGAAUUGUCUAAAGAAGAAAAACUUGAGGCUGCUAGAAAAAAAUUUGAAAAAUUGAAGAAGCAGAAGAAGAAGAAAUCUGGCAAGAAGAAGAAGGAAAAAGAAGAGCAAAAGGACUCAGAAGAAACUAAAGAGGAUGACGAAGGAGACGAUGAUAAGAUCGAUGAUAUGAAAGCUCAGCUUGAAGAGCCUCUAGAAACAGAUAAGGAAGCUGAAAAGGAAAUAAGUAAGGGAGAAAAAGAAGAAGAUAAGGAAACAGAAAAAGAAAAGGAAACAGAAAAAGAGACCUUUAAAGAAACAGAAGAAGAAGAAGAAGAAAAAGAAAAAGAAAAAGAAAAAGAAGAAAAAGAAGAAGAAGAAAAAAAAAAAAAAGAGAAGCUAAAGGAAACACAAGAAAAAAUAGAUGAUAUUGCAGAGAAACCCAAAGGUGAUAGUAGAAUGGAUGAAUUGUUCACAUCUGAAAAUGCUAAUGAAGAAUUAGAAGAUGUAUUCAAUAAUUUGGAUGCCAAUGCUGAUCCUCCAAAAUCAAAUGUUGUGCCGACUGCCCCAAAUCAAACACCAGCCACUGACGACAGUUUCAAUAAAGAUGCUUUGAUUGAAGAAUUACGGAAAAAAUUGAAAGAAUCUGAUGAACAGCUUACAAAAUACAAAAAGGAAAAUUCUAACUUGAAAUUUGAAAAAAUGGAUUUGUUAGAUGAAAUUGAAACUUUAAAAGAUACUGUCGACGAAUUGAAUAUUAAACUUUCAACAAAGGGAGUCGAUGGCCAUUCCGAUGAAGGGUCAGAAAGAGAAGUUUCGUUAUCUCCUGGACCUCCUCAAACCCAACAAAAAAGAGGGUCUAUCUUUGGAACUUAUACUCCACAGUAUCAAAUGCCUCAACAACAACAACAACAACAACAACCAUCUUCUUUCCAAGCACAACAAAACCAGUACCAGCCACAUUACCAAAAACCUACCUACUCUUAUGAAGAGAUCAAAGCUCAGAUAAUGGAGAAAGCCAAAGAUUGGACAUUAGAUAUGAGAAUGUGGAGAUCUAUUGGAUCUGGACCAGUGGUCGAAAUAUAA